Melitaea cinxia (Glanville fritillary) is the source of this 500-nucleotide messenger RNA. RefSeq lists its product as uncharacterized. The record is from RefSeq and is a predicted model, not a curated record. The transcript has 4 exons. Lineage: Eukaryota; Metazoa; Arthropoda; Insecta; Lepidoptera; Nymphalidae. The coding region runs from base 105 to 500 and encodes 131 amino acids.
AUCAAAAUUAAUCACCGAUUAAUAUUUGUAUAAAUACUGAGCAUCGUAGAGGCACUUUAGUACUUAAUAUUUGAAAUUUAAUUCAAAGUUAAGUUUCUAUUAAAAUGAAGGUUGCCGUGCUCUCCGUUCUACUGAUCCUUGCAGGCACCUUAGCCUCGCCUCCUCAAUUCAAUGAAAGCAGCGACAUCGUUACUAAUCUUGUUCGUAAUAUAAUUAUAAGAAUCAGUGAACAUAUCAAGAAUUCUGGUUAUGACCCGCUAGAUAUUAGUAGGUUUGCCUAUGAAUACAUCGGAAACUUUUUUCAAUUUAAGUUCGAUAUUGAAGACUUACAUUUCUCCGGUGCUAGCAACAUUGUCAUCAGAAGACUCUUCAAUAAUGUCCUUCUUAGCACAUUCGACUUCGAUGUUGUAGUUCCACAAAUGAAUAUGAGAAUCGGUAAUUCUGGCCUAGAAGUUGGUAUUGGAGAAAAGGAACUGAGUGGAGAAUUAAGCGGCUGGUAA